Messenger RNA from Heterobasidion irregulare TC 32-1, 1839 nucleotides. RefSeq lists its product as uncharacterized. NCBI's taxonomy places the organism in Eukaryota, Fungi, Basidiomycota, Agaricomycetes, Russulales, Bondarzewiaceae. Gene Ontology annotation, molecular function: DNA-binding transcription factor activity, RNA polymerase II-specific; RNA polymerase II cis-regulatory region sequence-specific DNA binding. Gene Ontology annotation, biological process: regulation of transcription by RNA polymerase II. The record is from RefSeq and is a predicted model, not a curated record. The transcript has 2 exons. Bases 1 to 1839 code for a protein of 612 amino acids.
AUGUCCAGCUCUGCCACUUCCGCCGACUCGGACAUCUCCUCUGUGCUCUCCAGGGCCGAAAAGCGCGCGCCCUCUCCCUCCCACUCGCCCCACCCCAAACGCCAGCGCGCCAGCGUCGCCGUCGAUCAACAGGUCUGGGACGCGGAUCCGCACCAGGCUACUACCCAGUCCGACGCCGUCGACGGCUCGUCCUCGCCCAAAAUACAGCUGCCGUCCAUCUUCUCCGCGUUCGAGGAUCCAUUCCGCCAAGAAGCCCGCCGCGCUUCCCUGCCCGCCCUCUCUUCAGAAGCGCCCCGUGGCAGGCUCCCUGCAUACCAGACUUCUUCGCGUGCCCAGCCCUCUGCCACCCACCCCCACGUCCCGUCAGCCUUAGCCUCGUACCAGUUCCCGCCCACCCAGCCCCAGCCCCAGCCUCAGUCCCAGCCCCAGUCCCAGCCUUACGCAGACGACGAGAAGGCGUACCGGCCCAGACUCAGCGCCGACACCCAGCUCGGCCUGUCCUUCUCCGACCCGUCCUCGUCGCUGCCCAGCGCAACGACCGCGCUCUCUGGCCCCGCCAACGCCUCCUCCAACUACAGCUCGCCCCUCUCCCCCGAUUACACACUGCCCCGCUCCCAGGGCCUUCCACCCCUCCAGUUUUCCGAAUCCGAUCACUGGUCCACCCAUCCCUCAUCGGUGUCCCUUCCCGGCAUCGUCCGUCCCAGCUCUACCCCCGGACACACCCCCGCUCUCGGCCUUAAGUACGAGGACUCGAUCCGCCACACCUCUCUCGCCGGACCCUACAACAUGUCCCAAAACAACAACUCCCAGUCCGCUUCCAUGUAUGGCGGCGCCGCGCGCAUAUCGGGCCAGGAUCGCAGGACCUCCUACGCCCAGUCCUCCUCCACAGAGGGCACAAAAGACGACUGGAGUUUCCCCUCCCCCGACUUCCUCCUCCCGUCCACCAACAUCUCGUACGCGACCUCCGCCUCCACCAACAGCGCAGGCGCCAGUCCCUCGCCUUCCCGCUCUCCAGGCACCGCCUCCGUCCCCCCGCCCCCGCCCCAGCUCGAACGCCCCACCAAGAAGCGUGGAAAGCUCCCCAAGGCCACCACCGACUUCUUGAAGGACUGGUUGCACCGUCACUCAGACCAUCCUUAUCCCUCCGAGGAGGAGAAGAAGCAGCUCUGCGCCGCCACCGGCCUGAGCAUGAGUCAGGUCUCCAACUGGAUGAUCAACGCACGCCGUCGCAUCCUGGCUCCCGUUCGCCCUGCCUCUGGCCCGUCCACGACUCACCCAUUGCCCUCCCAGCGCGGCUCCGUCUCCCACCCGCCUGUCUCCAAUGCCUCGCUGCUCGCCGCCAACCGCCGUGCAUCCCUCCCGGGCGAGGGCAUGCAGCUCUACCACCCUCUCUCCUUGCAGUCUAUCCCCGCCUCGUCGCAUGCGUCCCUUGGCAGCGAUCCUUACUACAACACGUCUCAACGCAGCAUGCUAGGCGUGGGCGGCAGCUACGGCCGCGGUUACAGCGGCUACACGCAGCAGCAGAGCAGCCUCUCCUCUUCUGCAUACACGUUUCCCACUCCCGCCGCUGUCGCGUCUCAGCAGCAGCAGCAGCAACAGCAACAGCAGUCGUCUUACAUGCCCUCAGGCAUGCCGAUGAGCGCUCAACAAAGUCAGCCACAGUAUCUGUCGUCGCAGCACGGCCACGGUCAUUCCCUUGGCGGUCUCUCGCAUCAUGUGCCGUCCAGCGGGCAUGGGAUGUACACGCAGCAUCAGCAACAGCAACAGCAAUAUAUGCAGGAUAGGGAGGGACAUCAUACUCCCACCGGCUCAGGGUCUGGCUAUCACACGCCACAGUGA